CACACACACACACCGAAGCCCAAAACACACGCCGCCUCUGUCGCCGCAAAAAACCAAAUCCCCCUUCUCCGAUGUCCGAUCUCGCUUCCAUUUCUCUCCCCGUCGACAAGAAAAUCAGAAUCCCAUUAACCCCAUCCGGAAAAGCGAAGAACAGCUAUUAAGCCAGGGACGAAUUAUCUCCCCCUACGCGGCUACGCGUCUUCCAUCGCAUCCCCCGUCCUUUUCUUGUUUCUCCCCCCAUCUUCUUCCACCUGAAGCUUUUACUCCUCGUUCUUAUCUUCUUCUUUCUCCCUUUGGGAGUUGGGGGGCGAAAGGUGUCGCGUUCGAUCUUGCUGUGUACAGGCCAGGAGGAGGAGGGAGGCCAUGGCAUUGCCUGCCGGCCUCGUCCGCAUCUCGCCGCUGCUGUUGCUGCUCGUCGUCCUGCCAUUCUGCGCCGGGAAACAUCACGCUCCUCGCGAGUUCCGCACGGCGCUCCACUCGGGUUCAGCAACUGAGCAUGGCUUCGUGGUGAGAAGAUCAAUUGCUGAAGCUCCUGCCGAUAUAAAUGUCACCACCAAUAGCUCGUUCAUCUUGGCGGCAGAUCGGACACAUCGAAAGGACCCCCUGAAUGGUUUUAAUAAAUAUCAAGGCGGUUGGAAUAUCAGUGAAGUGCACUAUUGGGCUUCUGUUGGAUACACAGCCUAUCCAUUGUUCCUUGUUGCCCUGCUAUGGUUUGUGCUAUUCUUUCUCCUGAUGCUUGGAAUUUGCUGCCAUCAUUGCUGUUGUCCACAUCACAGUUACAACUACUCUCGAUUAGCAUAUGCCCUAUCGCUGAUAUUCCUAAUACUAUUCACUUGUGCUGCAAUUGCUGGAAGCAUUGUGUUGUAUGAUGGCCAGGGAAAAUUCCAUUCUAGCACAACGACCACCUUGGAUUUUAUUGUCGACCAGGCAGAUUUCACUGUUGACAACCUUAGGAACCUUUCAGAUAGUCUAUCUGCUGCAAAAAAGGUCGACAUAGGACAGUUCUUACUGCCUGCAGAUGUGAUGAAUCAGAUCAAUGAAAUUCAAGGAAAGUUGAACUCAUCAGCUAAUGAUCUUGCUACUAGAACAUCUGAUAAUUCUGCGAAGAUCCAAAAAUUGCUGAAUCGUGUGCGGUUAGCUUUGAUUAUCAUUGCGGCAGUAAUGCUUCUUCUGGCAUUUGUUGGCUUCUUUUUAUCCAUAUUUGGGCUGGAAUUCCUUGUGAAUAUUUUGGUUGUUGUUGGAUGGAUACUAGUCACUGGGACGUUUAUCCUGUGCGGUGUUUUCCUUCUUCUGCAUAACGUCGUUGGUGACACUUGCGUUUCAAUGGACCAGUGGGUUGCUCAUCCAACAGAACACACUGCUCUGGAUGACAUUAUCCCCUGUGUCGAACCUGCUACAGCGAACGAGUCCCUGACAAGGAGCAGGCAAGUCACGUCCCAGCUAGUGAAUCUGGUCAACCAGGUGAUCACCAACGUGUCAAACCAAAACUUCCCUCCGGCAGCGGCGCCUUUCUACUACAACCAGUCAGGGCCACUGAUGCCUACACUCUGCAACCCAUUCACGCCUGAUCUGAACAACCGGACCUGCACCCGUGGAGAGGUUUCCUUGGACAAUGCAACCCAGGUUUGGAGGAGCUUUGAGUGCCAAACUACCACUGUCUCAGGAGCUGAGAUUUGCACCACGGUGGGCCGGCUCACUCCAAGGAUCUACAGGCAGAUGGCGGCGGGUGUGAACGUAAGCCUGGGGCUGUACCAGUACGGCCCUUUCCUGGUCCAGCUGGAGGACUGCACCUUCGUGCGCGACACGUUCACAAACAUCAGCCAGAACUACUGCCCAGGGCUGGAGCGGUACAGCAAGUGGGUGUACAUCGGGCUGGUGCUGGUGUCGACGGCGGUGAUGCUGUCACUGAUAUUCUGGGUGAUCUAUGCUCGGGAGCGGCGCCACAGGGUGUACAACAAGCAGCACCAGGGCGUCGCCGGCCAGAACUACCCUAGGGGGGACGACAAGCCGGUUCCGAUGGGUGCCUGAUCCGGUCGUGGUUCACCCCUCUUCUCGCCGUGACCUGUCCAUGGCACCUUGUAGAGAGCUGCAGAUCGAUGUGCGUUGACUUGAUUGUUUUGCCUGUCUGUUGAUUUAUUUAUUUUCCUGACACCUGUGGCGUGUGCUUGAGUGGUGUUUGCAUAUACGGUUGUGACCCAUGUUUAGCGUUAGCUCCAGCAGUAUUCUUGUUUGUGUCUGCUGGUGGAACUAGGCAUUGCCGUUUUUGCUUGUGGAAUGUGGAUGUACAGUUAUGACGUAGAAGGAUUUGCGAGCGUUGGUUGUUUAAA
Molecule: messenger RNA, 2327 nt
Organism: Brachypodium distachyon (stiff brome)
Lineage: Eukaryota; Viridiplantae; Streptophyta; Magnoliopsida; Poales; Poaceae
Exons: 9
Coding region: 364-2028 (554 amino acids)
Cellular component (GO): plasmodesma; plasma membrane
Source: RefSeq, a predicted model, not a curated record